AUUCCUGCAAAUUACAAAUUGCUCGGGUUGUAUGUGAUAGACUCGAUUGUGAAAAACGUUAGUGUUCCUUAUCGCAAGUUAUUCACCGACGCGAUCGUGCCGCUAUUCGUGCAUUCUUUUCAGAUGAUCCGUGAUGAAAACACGAGGAAACGACUUUUCAAUCUUCGGACUACUUGGAAAGAAAUAUUUCCCUUUUCAAAGAUGCGAAGCCUCGAUGUCCAAGUUCGUGAACAUGACCCAGCUUGGCCUCUCAUUCCCAAAGAUGAGACUCUAGUAACGAAUCGGAUUCCUUCCGUACCUAAAAUCUCACCAACCAAAAUUAGUGACAAACCGCUUGCCGUUGCCACCAGUCAGUUGACCAUUCCCGUUACAGAGGCCGUUAUAGCGGAGGCUCGUGAUCCUCGACGCAACAAAAAACGGAAAUCUCCACAGCAUGAGUGUGUUGAAAGUAGCUUUCUCAUUGACCGCGAUGGUAAUCGGAAAAUGGAGUCAAUCGCUCGGAAGUAUGGAAAGGUGGAGGAGGAGGUGGAAAGGCAAGCGUCAAAGAAACCUAGAACGCUAUUUAGCUUGAAGGAUCAGGAUAUGCGCUCAGUUUCCAGUGCUCGACCAUCUUCUCCUAAGCUUCCCGAUCAUGACAAACAUCAGGAUAUUGACAUGCGUGUUGGCGGCGGUUCACAGUCUAUGCCUCGCGGUGGACUUCGUUUGCCACCCUCAAGCCCACACCCAUUGGGUCAUUCGACCACCGUGGACUCUGUGCAUCUGCCUCGUGUAGCCUCGGCCGAAUGCCUCCUUCAUAGAAACCCACCAUCAAUGCAUUCACACCCACCUAUACAUGGGCCUCCUCCGCACUUUCACAGAGUUGGACCUCAGAUGGUGCCUCAUCGACCAAGUCCGGAACAUCCGCUUCCUCCACCUGCGCCAACGGCCUUCAGCCGUCCUCACAACGUUCCUCCCAUUCGAGGACCUAUGUGGAGCGUGGAAAUUGAUGGUCUUUCCGAUAUGAUAAAUAUCGGCAUUGAUCCACGCAUGUUGUCGCGGGUACCGAAUCAGAAAACCCCGCGCCAGAUAACUGUGGAUGGAAGACAAUAUCCACUAUUAUUGGAUCGAGUGCAACCUCUCAUUGAGGUGGAGGAUCAACUUCAUGCUGUGCGUUUUCGGUGCGAUAGCCUCGCUUUCAUUAUUGAUCAUCAACGCUAUGUAAUUCCUGGUACAGGCUAUACGAGAAUAAGGGCAGCGGGACGUGAACGAAUAGCUUACCUGGGUGGCCCCGGUCACGAACUUGUUAUCGACGGUCGGCCUCACACCAUUCCUUUCAAUUCUCACUACGCGACAAUUAAUAUCGAUCACCAGACUGUGUCAGUUAUGUACGCUUGUGAAUUUCCGCAGGAUGUCAAUGUUCUUCCUGCCAUUCCCCCCAAAAUUCUCGACUGGGCCUAUCGAGGUCUAUUCGGAUCCCCUGGCAGUCUUCAUCUAGCUCCUCGGAAUCCUUUGGUGGAAUUGGAGCGUCAAUCUGAAAGCCGACUGGAUUCCAUUCGUAGCGAUCAAGUAAGUACUGCUCGUAGUCGUCAGUUGCAAACCGCUCAGAAGCCAACACAGUCGGAAGAAAAGCGUAUCCAAGAUAGGAAUACUGGAGCUCCCAAGGAAGUUGUUGCCUCCUCUACCUCCAUUACUACCCCACAAAUUAAUGUUCAAGAACUGCUGCAGAAACUUAUAGCAGCCGGUAUUGUAGCUAAACCGGACUCCCUGCCCAGUUUGAAGGAAUAUAAUUGGGAAAAAUUCCGCCAACCCUUCACACCAGAAAUUGAAACCUUAUAUAGGGGUUUCCAGUGUGUUCAAUGUGGGGUAAGGUUCGAGAGUGAGACUUCGUCAGACUUUGUUACUCAUUUGGACUAUCAUUAUAUGAAGAAUUCUGCUGAACAUCAAGAACAUCGCAGCAGGGCCUUUUAUCAAGACAAGAAUUGCUGGCUGCUAAGUGAAACAACCAACGGAGGAGCGCCUCGAUUCUCUGCACCAGCAAACAUCUCUGAGGGGGAGGAAGUGAGGUGUCCGUCUUUCGCAGAUGAAAAACUUAACGAAUGUGCAGUGUGUGGCUAUAAGUUUGACAAAGUAUUCGACCGUGAAGAAGGGGAAUGGAUGCUUCAGGGUGCUGUCAUUGAAAAUGGCAGGGCAUACCAUCCGAUAUGCUUGGAGGAUGCUGGAAAGCAGUUUCCGGUGGAGACUGCAGUACCAGUUGCAGGCGGUUCUACUUCUCACGGUGUAUUGAAGAGGUCGAAGAAGGAGCAGUAUCAAGAAGAGCAGGAGAAGGCUGGCGGUUCUGUGAGUCCUGCCCCUUCUACUUCGCAGCUCUCUGUACCGAUAAAAUCCGAGCCCCAUAUAAUAGAAACAAAAAAUGCCAUAGAAACGUUGAAUUUUUCCUCUUCUCGCGACGCAUCUGAUCGACUUCCGUCGUCAUCGUCGUGUCCAGUGCUAAGCGAGGUUACCAAUGUGAAGCGGGAAGAGGAGGAGGAGGAGGUGAAAGCGGGAGAAGCGAAGGGCGAUCCAGCCACACUGCCGCUGCUACUGCCACCGUCAAGUAUCCCAGCGGCGUCAGCUAAAUUUGAAAUGUGCCAAGAGGAACAGGAGGUAAACUUAGGUGCAAAUAGCUCGCCAGUGGUUAAUAUCCCCGGUCUUUCGCCGACGCCUAGCUUGGGUAUUAAUAGUUACGACGAUGAUUUGAUUACUGGGGGGUUAGAAGGCAAUGAUGGUGGUUGUAGUGGCAGUGUUGGUGUUGGUGAUCCCUUAGUAACGCCCGCUAGUAUCUCCUCAAAUCCAUUGGCAGUCUUACAGGCGGUCUUAAGAGGCAAGGCGGCAAUUCCUUAG
Messenger RNA from Hydatigera taeniaeformis, 2859 nucleotides. NCBI's taxonomy places the organism in Eukaryota, Metazoa, Platyhelminthes, Cestoda, Cyclophyllidea, Taeniidae. The record is from the annotation of a GenBank genome assembly.